Messenger RNA from Musa acuminata subsp. malaccensis (wild Malaysian banana), 3118 nucleotides. Lineage: Eukaryota; Viridiplantae; Streptophyta; Magnoliopsida; Zingiberales; Musaceae. The record is from RefSeq and is a predicted model, not a curated record.
CCUCGAAGCGAAACCUCCUCCCCCCCCCCGGCUCUUUUUUCGUUACGUCGACGGCGCAGCCUUUUGAUUCCUAUCAACCUACCGAGCGUUUCCCCCCUUCUGCUUUUUCCUCUGCUUUGCUUCGAGUGCCUCAAGAACUUGAUCUCUUCCCCAAGAACAAUUACGGUGCCUCGAGAAAUCGAUCGAUCGAUUCGAAUUGGUUCGCCUCUUUUAUCUUCGUUUCGGUUCGGAUCGGUCGGAGGCGGCGGAGAGAUGGCGGCGGCGGCGCUGUGGCAACCGCGGGAGGAGGGGCUCCGCGAGAUCUGCGGCCUCCUGGAACAGCAAAUCUCCCCCAACGGUGAUCAGGCCCGGAUUUGGCAGCAGCUCCAGCAGUACAACCGACUUGCCGAUUUCAAUAACUACCUCGUCUUCAUCCUCGCCCAUGCCGUGGGUAAAUCAUUGGAAGUACGACAAGCUGCUGGUUUGCUGUUGAAGAACAAUCUUAGGACAACUUUCAGUUCCUUGUCUUCUUCAUACCGGCAAUAUAUAAAGUCUGAGCUGUUGCCAUGUUUAGGGGCAUCAGAUAGGACAGUUCGCUCUACAGUUGGUACAGUUGUCAGUGUUCUUCUUCAGUUAGAGACAGUUGCUGGAUGGCCGGAGUUGUUAGAAGCUCUUGCUCAAUGCUUGGCCAGUAAUGAUUUUAAUCAUAUGGAAGGUGCCAUGGAUGCUAUAUACAAGAUUUGCGAGGACAUCCCAGAAGAGCUUGAUGUGGAUGUUCCUGGAUUAUCUGAACGCCCCAUCAAUAUUUUUGUGCCAAGAUUGCUGCAGUUUUUCCAGUCUCCACAUGCGAUAUUGAGGAAGUUGUCAUUGAGUUCUAUCAAUCAAUUUAUUGUAUUUAUGCCUACAGCCUUGUUUAUGUCCAUGGACCAAUACCUUCAGGGUCUAUUUCAUCUUGCUCAGGACCCUUCUGCAGAAGUGCGGAAAUUGGUUUGUUCUGCCUUUGUUCAACUGAUAGAAGUUCGACCAACCUUCUUGGAGCCCCAUUUGAGAAAUGUAAUUGAAUACCUCUUGCAAGCCAAUAAGGACCCUGAUGACGAAGUUGCUCUCGAGGCAUGUGAAUUUUGUUUCAUUUUACUUAUAAUGAUCUGACUUUUGCAGCAAAAAUCAUCAACUACAAGUGACUCUAGUUGGAAGGAGAGGGAAGCUGCUGUUUUGGCUAUUGGGGCCGUAGCAGAGGGAUGCAUUAAUGGAUUAUACCCCCAUAUUCCUGAGAUUGUGACAUUCCUCAUUCCACUUUUGGAUGAUAAAUUUCCACUUAUACGGAGUAUCACUUGUUGGACACUUUCUCGUUUUAGCAAGUUCAUCAUUCAGAAUAUUGGUCACAGAGAUGGUUAUGAACAAUUUGACAAAGUUCUAAUGGGAGUUCUGAGAAGAAUAUUGGAUUCCAACAAGCGAGUGCAAGAGGCUGCAUGUUCUGCUUUUGCAACACUUGAAGAGGAGGCUGCAGAGGAAUUGGCCCCACGUCUGGAAAUCAUUUUGCAGCAUUUGUUAUGUGCUUUUGGGAAAUAUCAGAGGCGGAACCUUCGAAUUCUUUAUGAUGCUAUCGGUACUCUAGCAGAUGCAGUCGGUUCAGAACUCAAUCAGCCAAAAUACCUUGACAUAUUGAUGCCUCCAUUAAUCGCUAAGUGGCAACAACUUGCAAACACUGACAAAGAUCUCUUUCCAUUGCUUGAGUGCUUUACAUCCAUUGCACAGGCUUUAGGACCAGCAUUUUCUCAAUUUGCUGAACCUGUAUUCCAAAGGUGCAUUAGUCUUAUUGAGAUUCAGCAAUUGGCCAAGGUUGAUCAUGUGACUGCUGGCGUCCAAUAUGAUAAGGAAUUCAUUGUCUGCUCAUUGGAUCUGUUAUCAGGCCUUGCAGAAGGUCUGGGCAGUGGGAUAGAGACCCUGGUUGCAAAAUCCAACUUGAGAGACCUGCUUCUGCAAUGCUGCAUGGAUCAGGCAACUGAUAUUCGGCAGAGUGCCCUUGCACUUCUUGGUGACCUUGCAAAAGUUUGUCCUGUGCACCUGCACCCUCGUAUUCCAGAUUUCCUAAGGGUUGCAGCUGAACAACUGAAUAUUACUGCAGUUAAGGAAGCUGUGUCGGUAGCAAACAAUGCUUGUUGGGCCAUUGGAGAAUUGGCUGUCCAGGUUCGUCAAGAAAUUGCUCCAGUGGUUUUGACAGUAAUAUCAUAUUUGGUCCCUAUUCUCCAAAAUGCAGAGGGUUUGAACAAGUCAUUGCGAGAAAAUAGCGCUAUCACCCUUGGGAGGCUUGGCUGGAUUUGUCCAGAACUUGUGGCACCACAUGUGGGACACUUUAUACAGCCAUGGUGCACUGCUUUAUGCAUGAUACGAGAUGAUUAUGAAAAGGAAGAUGCAUUUCGCGGGCUUUGUGCAAUUGUAAGAACAAAUCCUCAAGGUGCUGUGAAUUCACUUUCAUACUUGUGUAAAGCUGUUGCUAGUUGGCAUGAAAUACAGAGUGAGGACCUACACAAUGACAUUUGCCAAGUUCUGAACGGAUAUAAACAGAUGCUUCCGAAUGGAGCAUGGGAACAGUGCAUGUCAACUUUAGAACCUCCAGUGGUGCAGAGAUUGUCAAGAUUUCAAGUGUAACAUUACUGAAGGAGAACCUCCUUUUACUGGUUGUCGUACUCCUAUGUCGCAUGAGUGAGAUGGAUGAUAGUGUCUUGGUUGGAGGAAUGGUUAUAUGAAUUGUGGAAGGUUUACUUGUGCCAGUCCCAGAAAAGUUCCUUUGCGGAUAAAAUCAUACCAAGGCAAAAUGAGUCAGGUCAAAAUUGUUUUCUAUAUGAGGCCAAGGUGGGGUGUGUUUGGUUACCUUGAGAAACCAGAUUGAUCCUUUUGUCAUAUGCUCAUAACAAAUUUUUUUUAUAUUGUUUCAGUGGGCUCGUUUUUGCUUGUAACUCCACUGAUUUGUUCGAUGGCAUUCAUCGACUAGUCGAAAGGUUUUGUAAUUUAUAUGUGAUCGUUUCAUGUGUAACAGUGUUGGUUUUGUCGGUAGGGUUUGUAGCUAUUUUUGAACGAUUUGUCGGUGCGCUGUACUGCAGGCUUAUAGUGACUCCAUUUAAAUUUUGCUUGUACUUCA